Ceraceosorus guamensis is the source of this 6448-nucleotide messenger RNA. RefSeq lists its product as hypothetical. The transcript has 2 exons. NCBI's taxonomy places the organism in Eukaryota, Fungi, Basidiomycota, Exobasidiomycetes, Ceraceosorales, Ceraceosoraceae. The record is from RefSeq and is a predicted model, not a curated record. The coding region runs from base 246 to 6209 and encodes 1987 amino acids.
CGCGCGUCUAAGCUGCUUCGAUCUUGACCACCUUUGGCCGUGCUAUAGGUGUCGCUUUCACGACGUAAUGAGCUCGAGUUGUGCGUAGACAGAGCCAACAUGAAUAUCCAGCUUGGUCAAUCGCCGCUCUGAUGCGAGCCAUUUGCUGCCAGAACGUACCCACAAACCACCAGCAUCGGUAGACUGGACAGGGACCACAGAAGCUCCCUUCUUACUCCGCUGCGUGCGGAUCCUUGACGCAAAAGAUGCCGGUCUUUGCGGAUCGCCUCUGGUCCAGCAAACGACCUGAGCGGAAUGCCGGGACCAACGACCUCUCGAGCGAACGCAAGAGCGCACCAUAUAGCCCUUCCAUACCCUCCCGACUGAGUCAAGAGAUCAAGAUGACACCCUCGCCGGACACGAGCAGCUCAUUGCUCCACCUAGCCAGCAACACGCCACUGCCCGAUGAUUCAUCCUCUUCGCUACGCGGCAACUUGACAUCGCAUACAUCACCUCCACUGUACGACUCGAGCUGGCAGGCCAAUGGCGAGCAGUCGAUGCAAUCAGCGGGACGAGACGCCAUCGAGGAGGACAGCUACUUGGGGCGUUAUGAGGGAGACGAGAGUGCGGAUGUGGAUGCCAGUGAGGUCUCGGCAUUGAGCGACGUAGCGAGGAGAUCGCCUCAGGUCGCAUCGCAGAGAUUCGUCUUCAGACCUAAAGAGCAGACAGAAGACACGAGCUCGCGUCCUUCAUCGUCGACCCCAUCCCCGCCUCCGGAUCAGCGAAACAGCGUGCCACAAACGCCCUUUACGCGAUGGAGUCAGCGUCAACAACCCUCUCAGAUGCACACACCACCCACCGCUGCUCAUCGCGGGGUUAGCGACGUCACCCCAUCAGCCAAACAAAGCAUCCUCCGUGGACCAACCACGCCUGCGACGGGUAGUAGCGUCCGUUUUGGGUCUCGCUUGUACGACGAUGGAGACGAAAGCAGGAUCAGCACGAGCACUCACUCUGCCUCGGGGGCAAGCAAUGGUUCGGGCACUGGUCGUCUGAGAAGGUCUUUGGCAGCUUCGCCCACUCCGAGCGACCAAAGCACGGCAUCUCCAUCCACCAUUGCGUCGUACUCUAUGACAAUGAGAGAGGAGAUGGAAAGGGAGGAGGUGGAUGACGUGUUGGGACAGUCUUUGUCGAGGAGCGAACCCGUUGUCGAGGACGAUCCUUACGAGGAUGCCGACGAGGCUGACGUGCACCAGCAAUCCAGCCGAAGACCUGUCGAAGAAGACACUUUUGAGCAGUCAAGGCUUCGAAUGUUGAAGGAUUCGUCGGUGGAGGACAGCAGCUUGGACACUGUGCAUCAGCCAGCCGUUGUGGCUCAUCCGAGGCUGGAAGCUCUGCAAAGAGGUCUGAACAAAGCCUCGCUUCCCUCUGUACCCUCGUUGAACACGCUCGCUGAGGCUCACGAGGUCUCCAGGACGAUUGGAAUGGCGAACGAGAGCGCCGAGACACAGCAAAACGCGCUCGACGCCGACUCAAGCCGCAGGUCUUCUUUUUCGAACUCGGAUUCUGGCUCUGCUGGGCAGCGUACUCAGCGAGCUUCCUCCAGCCCUACGAUCCGCCUGAGGCAAGGCAUUCCAGCAGAUCCACUGGCUGUCACGCAAGCGUCGCCUGUGCCGCCUCCCAGUCCACCUUCAGCAUACCCCUCCACCUUGGAGGAUAUGUCAGCCUUGAUCGAUGAGUCGAUGGGCGGGAUCGACGAAGGCGACGAGUCUUCUCUUCAUGGAGUGCCAAGGCCAUAUGCUCAUCGCGGCAGUAGCAGCUCGUCGCCCUCCGUUCUGCCGCAAAUAAGUCAGGCUCACCGUGAAUCGAACGUGUCUGCGGCUGCUCAACAUACAGCGCUAGCGCACCAGCAAGAGCCCCGCCCACGAGCAGUACACGAAGCGCGCGCGAAAGCUAGCUUGGAGGGCAACGCGUCAAUCAGCAGAUCUUUUGACUCUGGAGAAUUCAGCUUCAACCAGUCAAUGCUCAACAGGGAAAUGGCCAAAGCUACAGAAGCUACCUUCUCUCCCCAAACGCUCACUUCUCAAGCUGCACCACCUGCGGUGACUGGUCGCCGAGCUGUAUCGACGUCACCUACAGCUGUGUUGAAGCCUCCCGGAGUCGUGCAGCCGCCCAUCCGGCGCACUGUUUCGUCGUCUUCCGCCAGUACGCCAGCAAAGCCGGGCGACCUUUCGCAACAGUCGACUCGUGUUCGCGUCCAGCGGCAGACGCUUGGUGCAGAUGAUCCUAGCAACAGCGCAUCACGUCGCGAGGUCUCGCCACUUGCGACGCCCGGACAUGAUAGAGCUGCAGUCUACUCUCCCGCACCAUCGUCGACGAAUGUCAACCGCAGCCACUGGUCCGCUGCCAGCGACUCGCACGACCAGUCUUCACAGCCUACCGCAGGACACGACGUGGAUGUCAGCGUCUCUCCUCAGGACAUUAGCCGAAGAACCGCAAUGUCGUCAAUCUUUGCUACUCCGGCUGCAUCUGCUGCGGGCUCUGCGCCGGCCUCUGCCAAAUCUUUUCACUCGGCACAGGUCGGCUCUACACCACUUUCGACCUCUUCUCAAUCACCGGAGGUGAAUGGCAGUGCGCACAAAGAUGCGAGCGUCUCUAGAACAAGCAGCAGCGGCGAAAGCAGCCGUAGUGAUAGCAAGCAUGGCGCCCAUAAUAUUGUUGCAUCUGGACGACGCACACCGUCUGAUCGGCCUAGCAGUGCUGGGUAUUCUGAUAGUUCACCCGCUGCUGCCAGAGCUGCUAGGAGGCUGGAACCGAAACCCUCAGGAGAUUUGCGCUCCUCGUAUGCAAAGGCGGGCCCAAGCAAAUCCGAGCGCGCCUUGAGCCAGCAGGACUUUGGCGCAUGCGAGCCUGUGGACCGACAGCAAUCGACAACUCCGCCUUCACCUGCCGAAUCGCGCUUUGCAAAGCUGAGUGCUGUAGAGUCUCAUCGAGAGAGGUCAGAGGACGAAGCGUCUCCGUCUCCUGGAAACAAUGACGAAGUCAUGACCCAGUGGAUUGCCGGGCAGAAAGAGUUUGAUGUGGUGCACAGCAGGAGGAGCUCCCUGCUGCUCAAGCGAUGUCGCGCCGCGGAAGAGGAGCGCGACCAACUCAUGAGUGCGCUGAAAGACGGAGAAGCAACUAAGAAGCAGGCUCUGGUCGCGGCGCAGACGGCUCAACAGAGCCACGAACACUCACUGGCGACGGUCAGGCUGCUCGAGGCUGAGCGCGGCGCUCACAAGAAACAGCAAGCUCAGCUGGAUCAUCUCGUGAGCAAGCUGAAGGAUCAGUUGGCGGAACAUCAAGCUAGGCUACCCGACGUCGAGCGCCUGCAGGCUGAGCUCGCACGCGAACGGCAAGAAAGGGCCAUCGAGUACAGGGAUAUGGAGGUCCGGCUUGCGUUUGCACACGAAGAAGCAAGGCAGUCCAGGGAGUCUUCACCUGCCCAUAUUCAGGAGGAGCAACGCUUGGCGGGCGCCUUGAUGAGUAGAGGCGACUUCGAUCUUGCUUUGGAGGAAGCGCGCAAAGAGAUCCGAGAGGAGUGCGAGCGAGACGCGGAUGUGAAGCUGUAUGCCCUGGAACGUGAUCACGACGAGGCUGUUGGUCAUCUCGAGCAACGCUUGCAAGAGACUGAGGCCCGCAACAGUCAGGAAGAAAGGCUAGCAGACGAAUUGCAGGUCGAGCAGCUGCAAGAUGAAAUAGAGAGGCUGCGAAGCGCCCUAACCGAUGCUGAGCAAGCAACCAAAGAGAGAGAAGAUGAGGAUGCUGCAGCUCUCAGCCGGGUGGAACAUGACGCUCAUGCGCGAGAACAAAGGAUGCAAAGUCAGAUGGACAACCUUCAUCUUGCAUUGCGUAGUGCCAAGCAAGAGUCGGACAUUCAAAAGGAGGAGCGUGCGAAGCUCGAAGAAGCUCUGGCAGCCAGGCCUAGCAACAGCGAGGUGGAGGACUUGCGACUCGCCAAGCAAGAAGCCCAGGACCAAAUUGAAGCGCUUCGCAAAGAGAUCGGCUUACUCUGGGAGAAAUUGACGACCGGGGCUGGUGAACGCGACAAUCUCUUGCAGCAAAAGAAACACCUUGAACAGGAGCUCAGAAAAGCGGCUACCUCGAAUGAGCAGGCCGAAAGCAACGCGCAGUCGCACAUCGCAGAAUUGGAGCGGCAGGUGGUCAAGCAGGAACAUGAGCUGGCUGGCCUAAGGCAGCUUGCCGAGCGCUGCGAAGAAGCCGAAGCUGAGGUCAGGGAGCUAGAAGCUGCACGAAAUUCGCUCGUACACGAAGUCGAUGCCGCUUUGGAACGCGUGGAGCGGGAAAGGGCAGAAUCGCGCAAGCAGAUGGAAACGGCCAGUUCUGGCUUCAAAGAGCGCAUCGAGAAGCUCAGUGAACAGCUCGUGCAAGUCCAACAUGAGCGUAACGAACUCGAGCAGCGCCUGAGAAGCUCGCACCACGAUGCAGAGGGUCAUACUUCAGAGCAUAUCGAUCGAUUACAAGACGUCAUCAAGAGGCUGGAGCAGAACUAUGACACUGUGCUGGAAGAACGACGAUCACUCGAAACGCAGGCAGCGGAGGCUCAGGCCGAGUACGAACAGCUGCAGGUCGCGACUCAGACUGCUAGCGAAAGGUAUCAGAACCACCUCGACGAACUGGAAGCCGAUGGCAACGAAGCCAGGCAGGAAGUUGUGAGACUGGAGGAAGAGCGAGAGAAGCUGGAGCGCAAGAAUUCGGAGCUGCAAGCGAAUCACCAGAGCCUAUUGCAAAGCUUGACUGAGCUGGAAGACCACAAUUCCCAAUUAGAGAUGCGUUUGCUAGAGGAACAGAAAGCCCAUACUGGCUCGAUUUCGAGCGACAAAGACCUGCCUGCCCACGUCACGGAGAAAAUAGAGCGACUCCACGAAAAACUUCGUCAUCUUGAGCGCGAGGCCGGCGAUCGUGUCCUUGAGAUCAGUAAGCUCAACAAGGCUCGAGAGAAGCUGGAGAUCUCCAACAGCAAUUUUGCCAUUGCACUGUCUGCCAAGCAGCAGGAGCUCAGCCUUUUGAAGCGCACGUACAGCAUAAAAGGCACAACAGAGACGCCGGCCCAACGCGCGCCACGCGCUUCCAUGCCCAAUGUAGCUGCAGCUCCCCAAAGUGAAAGCGAGGAGUCAGAGCUGGAACACAAGCUCCCCCCGCUGGAGCGAGGCUUUGCUCGCGGCACGCGGAGACGCAUCACGACGGGGCCAAAUGAUUCGGAGCAACGUAGAGCAGCUAGAGCAAUCGAGGAUCAAUCUGCAGCGCAAAAUGACAGCACUCCCGUAGCUAAGAAGGCGUCGGCUUCUGCGAUGGGUCCGCCCACGAGACCAAUUGCUCGUCGACCCUCCACAGCUUCUAUCCGCACUCCAAGGAUGGACUCUUCGCGCGCGGAUGAUGUCAGCAGGAGUAGCGUGGCUUCAACGACGCCGCAAUCAGCCCCAAGAUGGGCUGCACGGCAACGAUGGUCCAGGGUGGAUGAAGCGACACCGCGUGCGCCUUCGAGCGGCUUAGCCACACCGACGUCUUCGGCGAGGACGCAGCGUGCCGCUCGGGGCUCUGACGUAGCCCCUCUUUCGCGCGAAAACCUUUCUCAAGCUUCUCGCCCGUCUCGCCCGUCCAGUCGCGCUUCCUCAAUCGCGUCCUCAACCAGCGAUGUGCGCCUGACCUCGGCGCCUGGGCCUCGCCCAGCUUCACGCUUCAGCGCGCUUAGUCAGAGCAGGGCCAGUUUUAGCGCUGAUGACUCACGAGCCUCUCAGCCUUCGGGGGCCCAGCAGGAACCAAGCGCCAGCGUCAACAGAAGCGAGAGUCAAGCAUCCUCGGUGGCCGAUGACAUAAACGGCAGGAACAGCUACAGGUCCAGCUUUGACGGUCCCAUGGAUCUUUCGGAGCUGACCGACUCUGUUUCGAUGUCUGAGAGAGAUAGCGCACAGCCAGUCACGAGGCCUACUGCCCGUCGACCCCGCGCUUCAAGAGUCUCUGUAUCUGCUCGGCGCCGCGACUCUUUGCGCGCUCUGGAAGAAGACAAGGAGAAUUCGAGAAGGCACGCAAGGCUCUCGAGCGCGCCCAGAGCGCCAACCGAGCCGCCUUCCAGCGUGGGCAGCAACAAGCUGAACAGUGUCCCUGGAAUGGGCAGCUUUUUGGAGAAGCGUCGCGCUGUGUUGAAACGACGUCAGUCUGAAAUGCACGCCUGAAGCAUUCCUUGUUUGGCGAACGACAUCUGUGAUCGUCCUACUCGGUACCUCUCAUCUCAUCAUGUACUUAUGUUGCCUAUAUACUUCUGUCAUGUCAUGCAAACCUUGUCGAGGGUACGAGUGCAGCGAUGCGUUCACUCCGACGCACGUCAGUCCUGGUGAUUGGACGUGUACCGAGAUAUGGCCAAGAGUGCAGACGAUCAACAUCAAGGACGUCGUAUGGGUGCUGGAAAUCGGCA